This is a messenger RNA of Anastrepha obliqua, 2492 nucleotides long. RefSeq names its product testin (gene Tes). Gene Ontology annotation, molecular function: zinc ion binding. The record is from RefSeq and is a predicted model, not a curated record. Lineage: Eukaryota; Metazoa; Arthropoda; Insecta; Diptera; Tephritidae.
AUAGUUAUGACAGAUGUGUGAUUGGUGAAACACAAAAAUAAAUUUAUUAAUUGUAUGAAUGUGAUUGUGCUAUAUGAAAUAAAACAGUUGAAGGAUAUAGCAAACAAACAUUUACUCCCAUUCAUAAAAUACACAAGUAAUCUGUGCCUUGUUUAGUGUUUUGCCGAUUGUGCAAAAGCAAUGAGAUCAUCAUAGUAAAAAAUAUUCGUGGAAAAAAAAUUACCUGGGAACCUAGGAGGAUUCGAUGACAGGGGAGAAGUAGGACUAACAUGAGCAUACGUGGCAAUAGUGAGAACUGCGUGGAGGAGCCGGUUGCUCCAGAAUGGCUUUCGAAACUGGAAAGUCGCCGGGUGCAGCGUGCAACAAAGUUGAGUCACGAAGUAGGUGCCGGUGCACCCUGUGGCGAAUGUGGUGACAAAUGUCCUGGCUUGGAUUUACAUUUUUGGCGUAAAGUGUGCCGUAAUUGCAAGUGCCGUAAGGAUCAACACAAAUGUGUUGAUGAUGAUCUAUCGUCAUGGGCACAGUUUGAGAUUUUGGGACAAAUUUGUUCAAAACCAGCUUUUAUUAAGAUUAAAGCUCUCGCAAGCCAACCCGUUCAACUAGAAUGGGUGCCGCCGAAUACAACACCAGAUGUCGUGUCCGAUUAUAUGGAUAAAUUGGGUGCCGCCAAGGUGCCGAUCGCGGGCAGCGAUGCGGCACAAAAGCGUAAACAACAACUGGAAUUCCAAGUGCCGCCGCACGAUUUGAAUGCCGAACUUUGCGACAAUCUAACAGAAGCCGAAGCCGCACAACUUCAGCAAUAUGUAGUAAAAAUACGAGAAAAUUGCGUUGGGCAGGGCGUUGUUGUACGCAUCGGAAACAUGGGCAUAGGCUUUGUUGAGUAUAUAGGACCACAACAACAAAAUAUGUUAAACGGUAUUGAUGCUUACAAUGUACCGUCGAAUGCUCAACAAAUCCCAUUUAAUGCUGCUCUGUGCAGCGAUGCAAAUGAACUAUCCUUUCACUCGCCGCUGCCGGUUAAAAAUCUAGCAAAUGCGCGAUUUAGCGCUCAAAUGCGCCAAGAAACUCCGGCACGGAAACUGAAAUUUGGAACUGUGUGUAAUUUGGCCAAUAUGUGCGGUCUGCCAGUAAAUGUUGAUUAUGAAAAAGAUGCUGUUUUCGCACAAAUACUUCAUUCGGAGCCACUUAAAAAAGCCCUAGAAAACAAAAGCAAGGGGUUGCCCAUCACACCAGUAGUAAUUUCACAAACGCAAAUGUUGCCAGACUUUAUGAAUGCGUCCAUUUUGAGUCCAGCCAGUAAGCAGAAGCUCAAAGAGAUUGGCGUCAAUGUAAAGGCGGUGCAAAGUGCCUUAUUGAAUAGUCCAUUUUAUGAUGCACUCUACGAUACACUUAAACAAAAUGAUAUCAAAUAUGAGGAUUGUAGUGUUUUAGGCCCCAUACAAGAACUAAGAGAAGAGGUAUUAGUUAAUCGGCCAGUCGCAGAGGAGCUUAGUAGUUUUGUGUCGCAAUUGCCAAACAGCGCUGCCAUAAUGUACACGAACCCUACCGAAAAUAGCUUGGGAAAGUCGGGGCUUAGUGGUUCCAGCAGCAAUGACUCGGGCUUUGGCUCCAAAGCCUCAACGCCGGUAGGUAGCGUCGACACACUGGGAGGUGGCUUACCAAGUGCCUUGCAACAAAUGCGUCUAACUAACAAUGUGAUGAAAGAGUUGCCGCCACCAGUCGUGAAAUGUCGUGAUUGUGCCAAGCCCAUACCACUGGGCGAUGUCGCUGUUAAAGCCGAACGCGCCGGCAAAGAAAUAGCUUGGCAUCCUGAGUGCUUCAAGUGUUACACAUGUCGCGAGUUGUUGGCUGAUUUGGUCUACUUCUUUCAUGGCGGGCAAGUAUAUUGUGGUCGUGAUUUGGCCAUCAAUUUGAAGAUACCGCGUUGUAAAGCAUGCGAUGAAUUGAUUUUCACAAAGGAGUAUACUGCUGCCGAAGGCGCUACAUUCCAUAUUAAACAUUUUUGCUGCUAUCACUGCGACACUCCACUAGCUGGACAACAGUAUAUACCCGAUGAAAAGACCAAUAUGCCAUUAUGUCUGAAAUGUUACAAUGAAUUCUUUGCGGCAACUUGUCAACGUUGCAAUCGUCAAAUCGAACCGACCGAUCAGGGUGUCGCCUGGGGUGAUGUGCACUGGCACAGUGGCUGCUUCAUUUGUGCUGGUGUGCAAUGUGGCAAAUCGUUGAUCGGCGGACGUUUUUGUGUAAAACAGAAAAUGCCUUUUUGUAGCCCAACAUGUGUUAGGAGUAUUAUAUGAAAUAAUUUUAAUAUACAACUAAUAACUUAGUUUUACUGCAAAGGAAGUAUUCAGCACAACACGAACAAUUACAUAAUUCCUAUUUAAAAUACAUUUAUAUGUCUACAUAUUUUUACACACUGUAUUUUUACAUGUAUGCCAGUUUUUAUGCACACUUUAAAGUGACACGAAAUAUACUUAUACAUUUUUUAAAUA